AUGGCAAAUUGUAAGCCAUCACAAAUAGAAGUAGGUUUGGAUAUAGGUUCAAAGUUGAUCACGCAAGCAAGGGAUGACUGUACGAAGAGAAGAAGCACUCGAAAGAGGCGGAGGACAAGGAGAACAUCGCCAGCGAGCGACGACAAGCUCAGCAGCAAGUUCAGCUCCGCUGCGUCUUCGCUUCAUACCGUAGCACGAUAUGACGAAGGAGAGGAAGACAAGUCCAUUGUUCUUGGGCCUCCGGUCGCCCUCAAGGAUCAGCUAGAGCUUGACAAGGAUGAUGAGAGCCUCAGGAAGUGGAAGGAACAGCUCCUUGGAAAUGUUGAUCUCAAUGAUGUUGGAGAGACUCUGGAGCCAGAAGUACACAUCCAGAGCCUGACAAUUGUGAGCCCUGAUCGUCCCGAUAUGGUUUUGCCAAUUCCCUUCAUCCCCAAUGCUAAGGGUUUUGCAUUUGCUCUCAAGGAUGGAAGCAAAUACAGGCUCAGGUUCUCUCUCACUGUCUCCAACAAUAUUGUUUCAGGCCUCAGAUACACUAACACUGUGUGGAAAGCUGGCGUAAGAGUGGAGAACAACAAGCAGAUGCUAGGAACAUUCAGUCCUCAGAAAGAACCGUAUACGUAUGAACUUGAAGAAGAGACUACUCCUUCUGGUAUCUUUGCAAGGGGAUCCUAUUCUGCUAGAACAAAAUUUGUAGAUGAUGAUGGAAAGAUCUAUUUGGAUAUCAGUUACUUCUUUGAGAUUCGAAAGGACUGGGCAUAGCAUUUUUCAGCAUAUCGAACUAUCCAAGUUUCAAAAUUCUAUGAAGAUCUGCGCUUCUUCUAUCAAAAUAUCCUGUAGUUGGAAUCAAAUUUUUUUUUCCUUUCUGCUCUUACUAUUCUUAGAACAGGGAAGUGUUUUAUGUAUUUUCACGAUUGCUGACAAGUAAACUGAAAGGUUCGUCUAUUGAGAUGAACCAAGCGUCUUGAAGGAA
Molecule: messenger RNA, 970 nt
Organism: Asparagus officinalis (garden asparagus)
Lineage: Eukaryota; Viridiplantae; Streptophyta; Magnoliopsida; Asparagales; Asparagaceae
Product: rho GDP-dissociation inhibitor 1-like
Exons: 6
Coding region: 1-759 (252 amino acids)
Biological process (GO): Rho protein signal transduction
Cellular component (GO): cytosol; cytoplasm; membrane
Molecular function (GO): protein binding; Rho GDP-dissociation inhibitor activity
Source: RefSeq, a predicted model, not a curated record